GUAAAACACUAUUUAGCCUAUGAGAAUGAAUUGAAGAAUACCAUUUUAAUCAUUUUUCGUGAGAAUUCUCAUACAUUUUUUUCGCAUCAAGGGUAAGAAAUUGUUCGUGAAAUGCCAACCUUGGAGAAUUCCUGGACCCGGAAAGAGAACACCUUGCUCGUUAAAAUCACUCGACAAAGAAGCCUCCAUGAAUUAAUUUUUAUUCCACAAUAGCUUGUCAGAUCACCAACAGUACGCCUUUACCAUAUUGUCAGGUCGAAUUGGUGCCUUCCUCGGGAGUAUGGGUUGAAAGCCAGCAUAUUUCAAAUUUAACUUCUUAGAAGAAAAAUCGUAAGGAGUUCAUUAGAAAAUUAUUGAAAUGGCAAGUAGGUGAGGAGAAGUUGAUCAAGAUGUGUGCAGAAGGAGGAAGUGAUGAGCAUGAAGGACUCGAUCCUGUAUUAUACAAGGCGAUACAAGAUUACGUAACGCUGCAUGCAGAAGACCCACCAGUCAAUUACAACCAAGUUGUAAAUUUGAUGUGUGGUUCACUUCGCACAGCGAAGAAGAGGGUGACUGAAAAAAAAUCGCUGAAAAAUGAAAUAGAAAAAGCCUUAGAUGACAAAAAACAGGGCAGUAUACGACCAUUGUCUAAGAAGGGGUCUCGAAAACAGAAGAAAUCUAAAAAAUCGAAGGCUUCCAUCUUGACUUCUCAUGAGAGUAUUUUAUCUAUCUCCUCAACAAGUAGUCGCUCAAAUAUGGAAGAGAAAAUUAAUCACCUGGGUGGGACAAGUGAUUCACAUACUCAGAAGAAGCAUCAAGCUAGACGACAGUCUAAAGUUGAAGAAGGUUCUGGUGAUUCGGAGGUUCGGAAAUUCUCUAGAUGGAUUGACGGUAUGACGGGAAUAAAAGAUAAUUCAUCUCAUUCAUCAAAAUUCAACCAGAAGGAUUUGACCAUGGGAAUUACAAAUUACAGUUUUUGUAAUCAGUUAGGGGACUUUUCAGUUGAAUCUCAAUCGAGGUGCAGUUCCUUAACUAAAGACAUCAAAACAUCUACUCCAAGAAAGAAACUACAAAGAAAACGGCAUCUGAGUGAUGAUCAAUAUCUGCUCGGACAACGUUCAUCCUCAUUCUUAUCAUCAUCAUUCAUUGUGGACUCGGCUUGGAAUAAUAUAAGCCCCAUAGCCUUAAAAAAGGCGAAGAAAGAUUCGUGUGAGACAGUUGUUUCAAAUUCCACUGAUGGUAAGACUAAAAGAGGGUCUGUAGGUGAAACCGUACAAGGUAAGCAGCCUUUGAGCCCUAAGAACUUGACUCAAGAGGAACAAAAUUCAUGUAAAGUAUCGGCUAUUUCUGCUGGUUCUGUUGACGUGAACAGAAAUAUCUCACAGCCAGCUCUGACAUCAAAUGUGGUGAAUAAUGGGAACAAAGAGAAUAGUUCACUCAUUCAGGGACUGUAA
This is a messenger RNA of Fopius arisanus, 1433 nucleotides long. Lineage: Eukaryota; Metazoa; Arthropoda; Insecta; Hymenoptera; Braconidae. The record is from RefSeq and is a predicted model, not a curated record.